This is a messenger RNA of Diaporthe batatas, 3530 nucleotides long. RefSeq lists its product as uncharacterized. The record is from RefSeq and is a predicted model, not a curated record. Gene Ontology annotation, biological process: actin cytoskeleton organization. Lineage: Eukaryota; Fungi; Ascomycota; Sordariomycetes; Diaporthales; Diaporthaceae. The transcript has 2 exons. Gene Ontology annotation, molecular function: actin binding; small GTPase binding. The coding region runs from base 390 to 2966 and encodes 858 amino acids.
CCACCACCACACUACUCCGUACUACACUACUGAUUAGCAUCUGCACCUUGCACCUGCACCUGCACCUGCACCUGCACCCAUCACCGCCAGGCUUGCUUACCCGGCUUGUUUUGGCCUCUCUGCCAGCCUGCUUUGGAUUGUUGAUUUCACUUCUUUUGAUCCUUUUUCGCGACCAUGAUGGCAUGAUCACUUCACCAUUUAGAGAAUAGUGUUCUACUGCGCGCAGCAUUACAGCCCGUUUGGCAUACAUCAGCUGCACCACGCCGCACUGCACCAUUGCAUCACAUCACCGAGACCCAAGUCCUUUUCGAUUCUGCCGUCCUGCCAUCCUCACAUGAAUUGACCUCGCUCGCCCUCCUCAUCCCUCGAGAUCCAGCCUGUGAGACAGCAUGGCUGCUAUACAAAAAGGCGACUACAACUUCUCAGAGCGGCGACAGCAAUUCGAGCAAAGCAAGCCCACUGGCGGUUUGCGAUCCUUCCUCCACAGGCGCAACAACUCGGACGGCGUCAACCUCCUUUCCACAUCGCCCAAUCUUAGCCCACCACCAACCAACCAGGCGCACCAGGGGAGUCGCAACGCCGAGAAUCGCCACUCAACAACAGCCAUGGCAUUCCCCAGGUUAUCAAUUAGUGCUGAGCCUCUCCAGCCGGCACAUUCGCCCACCAGGGAAAGUCGAGAAGGCGCCGACACCAACUGUAACCCCAGCAGUGAUAGACUACAGCCACCAGCAUCUCCCACGAAAUCCGGACUUGGUACUUUCUCCUCCAGGUUCUCCAGGGAUAAGGGCCCCAGGGACGCUUCACCACCCAAGAAGACCCGGUCCUCAACUAACAUCGUCGGCCUGCUAUCUCGUCCAAGGUCCAACAAGAACUUGAAGCUGGACCUGGAACAGCAGCUCAAGAACAAGGAAAACAGGAAGCCGUCGGAUCAGAGCGCAUCUGACGCUCCUGCAACUCCCAUCUUUGCCCAGAUGCGCAGCAGAGGCUUCGGUCAGGCUGUUUCCGUCCCGAGCUCACCUUACGAGGCGCCUGCCGACCCUUUCACCUCCGCAAGUCUGCUAAACCUGAGCAACUCGCUUCGACCAUCCCAAUCCAACGUGGCCCCCGGCCAGAAGCAGCGACCCAAGUCGUUUCAGCCUCAGUAUCUCCCCAAACCCGACACUGCCCAGGUAGAAGACAGGAGGGAGAAUCGUGGGCGGACGAGACACGACGACUCCAGUGAUACCAACCGCGACUCGACACGGGCCAAAGGACGAUCCAAGUCACGCAACGGAGUCUUUUCGGCACUGACAACCCGAGGGGGGCGGAAAUCAAAGUCUCCGUCGCCACCUUCCCAAGAUGCAGCCGAGCCCUAUAUCGACCCGAAGGAAAUCGACAAGCACCUGGAGGCUAUGCUUGAUCGGCGCAACAUCCCAGAGAAUCAGCGACACAAGAUGCGGAGUCUGACGGAUACGAUCAAGAUGGAAUUCAUCAGACAGGACUGGGCCGAGAACGAAGGGAAGAAUCUGGUCCGGCCGCAGACCAAUGAUAGCGACGACUCUACCUCGGGCACCGCCAACACAUCUGUGCAUGAAAGUGAAAAGAAACAAUCUCGAGGGAGGAGUUUCACGCUGUCAAGGAACAGCUGGAAGCUCGGGACCUCACCGUCAAAGGGCAAGAAGAAAGAGGCCUCUAUCAGGGGGCAUACCAGGAACAAGUCGGUGGACAGCACCGUCAGUGAAAGGCCUUCCUCCUCGGGCGCCUCGCACGCUAGCAAUGGGUUCAUUGCGAAGAUCACCGGCCAGCAGCCCUCGGAUUUUGUGGGUUAUCUGCGCAAGGUCCAGAAGCCAGAAUCCGUCGAGGUUGGCAAGCUUCACAAAUUGCGCCUGCUGCUCCGAAACGAGCGGGUAGCGUGGACUGAAGAUUUUGUGAAGCAAGGCGGCAUGCAGGAAAUCGUUGGUCUACUCCACCGGAUCAUGGCGGUUGAGUGGAGGGAGGAACACGAGGAUGCUUUACUCCAUGAGAACCUACUUUGCCUCAAGGCGCUAUGCACAACCGCUUUGGCUUUGCAGUAUCUCCACUCUAUCCAGGGAACUCUCUUCCCUGCUCUGAUUGGCAUGAUAUUUGACCCGGAGAAGAAAGGCCCGAGCGAAUUUACCACCCGGAACAUAAUCACAUCUGUGCUUUUCACUUACAUCCAAAGCGGCACCCCUCAGGAGAGGGUGCUGAGGGCCAAGGCGGUGCUAUCGUACCUCCGUGACCCACAGGCGAAAGAGGAGGAGCGGCCGGUGGAAUUUGUUCUGGGGAUGAGGCGAGAGCGACCUUAUCGCGUGUGGAACAAAGAGGUUGUCAAUGUCACGAAGGAAGUUUUCUGGAUCUUCCUCCACCAACUCAACGUCGUCGCCUUGCCAGCAGGCCAUAAGUCAAACGAAGACAUACGGACGACAGCAAACACAAACGAUGCAGCCGCAUCUAUCAACAAUGAACAAGCGACGAACAAUUCUGAACCAUAUGCCUACAUGACGCGGCAUUUCCCACAGGAGCGGCCUCCUGUUCCAGCUGCGCCAUAUGUCGGCGGCGUCGAAUGGGAUGCCACGAACUACCUGGCAUCUCAUCUGGACAUCAUCAAUGCUAUUCUGGCAUGUACGCCGACACGGUACGAGAGAAACGCUCUGCGUGAGCAGCUCCGCAUCUCGGGCUGGGAGCGUUGUCUUGGAGGAAGCCUGCGCCUCUGCAAGGAGAAGUUCUAUCCUGCUGUGCAUGAUGCUCUUCGCAACUGGGUUGCAGCAGCAGCGGACGACGGCUGGGACGUCAGAGAUGUGCGAUUCGGCCCGCCUGCCGAGUCACGCAGCUCAUCCCCAAAGAAGCCUGCUCCUGGGGCUGGUGCCGCAUCGCCAAAGAAGAAGUUGGUUGAGGAGCCUCCGCCAAGGCUGGAGAUGCCGAAGCUGGACUUUAUGCUCGACGGGCCACUAUCCGCUGCCCCGUAGUGGAAGGAUGAGAAGUGGACCGAGCUAUUCAGCAACAUGAGGCAGCAAAUGGGGAGGGGACCAAUGGCGGUUGAACCCGGCAGGGGAGCCAACUGCCAACAGUGUGAAAGGAAGCCGAAAGAUGCCCGGAGUAAAGGCGAGUGAUCAUAGUGGUCAUGGCCGCAUUGAGUCUGGGAAGGAAAGAAAAGCAGCAACUCAUAAUUUUGCAUGAGCUGAUUGAGUCAUUCGGAGUUAUGGAAUGGAUGGCGGCAUGGCAAACGGAUCUCAUUUUUUUGCGCGUCCCAAGCUUGGUUUUCUGCAUGUUAUCACAGCACCCGCUCCUCUCCUUCCGCCGACUCUUGCGGAGUCGUUGAAUCUGAAGGCAUGAGGCCGGAGGCGUUUGCCCACCUUCAUCUCGAGGCGGGGCAGGCUAGAAGUCGGGCUGUAUCUGUUGGAGCCCCGUAAUGAGACGGAAGCAUGGGGGCAUGGUAGAUAGGGGUUGGUUCUCGUGUUUGCAGCUCAUGAGAUAUGUCUAAUGAAUGAUACGAAAUACAUACAAGAUCAAUGUCAACUCCUGUAAUCACG